Molecule: messenger RNA, 1074 nt
Organism: Rhodotorula toruloides NP11
Lineage: Eukaryota; Fungi; Basidiomycota; Microbotryomycetes; Sporidiobolales; Sporidiobolaceae
Product: alcohol dehydrogenase
Exons: 8
Coding region: 1-1074 (357 amino acids)
Source: RefSeq, a predicted model, not a curated record
AUGACCACCCGCGACAUCCCUCAGCAGUUCCGCGCCGCCCAGUUCACCCAGUCCGGCGGCGAGCUCGAGUUGCGCGAGACUCGCAUGCAGGACCCGCGUCCGGAGGAGGUCGUCAUCCGCGUCCACGCCUCGGCCCUCAACAGCACUGACCAGAUCCUCCGUCACGACCUCCUUCCCGGCCUCGAGUUCCCGCUCACGCCCGGCCAGGCCGUCGUCGGCGAAGUCGUCCGCCAGGCUCAGCGCGGCGAGGGUCGCAUCAAGGAGGGUUCUCACGUCGCCGCCCUCUGCUACCGCGGCGGAUGCGCCGAGUACGUCCUCGCCGACGAGUGGUCGGUCGUCGAGCUCCCGCAGAAGCUCAGGCAAGGCGACGAGAUGUACAUGGGCCCGAUCUUUGCCUGGGACAUGUCGCGCGUCGUCAUCUCGCACGAGCGCUGCGAGGAGGAGCACAAGCACCUCGGCGAACACGAGCGCAAGCUCAUCCGCGAGCACAACGAGCGUCUCGGCUUUAAGGGCGACGGCUGUAUCGUCAUCUACGGCGAGGGCGGCUUCGUUCGCCUCGCCAUCGACUCGCUCCGCGCCGAGGGCGUCAAGCGCAAGAUGCUCGUCGUCACGAUCUCGGACAAGUGGCAGGCCAAGGACUACGGCGUCAAGGACGACGAGAUGAUGCGCGCCAACGACAACAACCUCCGCGAGUUCCUCAAGAAGCACGGCGGUGCUCAGGGCGUUAUCUGCACCGACAUGCCCCGCGAGGGCUUUGAGCAGCUCCUCGACGGGUGCCGCUACCGCUCGUCGAUGAUCUGCCUCAACCCGCGCAAGGACGACGACAUGACCGUCCCCAUCGCCAACCUCAUCGCCAAGUCGAUUUCGAUCCGCGGCGCCCCUCCGCUCUCGCACAAGGACCUCGAGCGCGUGAUGCGCCUCGCCGACAAGCAGUCGGUGCGGGUCCCGAUCCACCGCUACCGCUUCGACCAGAACGAGAUGCGCGAGGCGUGGAGGAAGAUGGAGCAGAGGGAGGAGUUUGAGGCGCCUGUCAUUGCGAUGGAGGAGCGCCAGGAUGGGUCGAUGAGGAUGUGA